Molecule: messenger RNA, 1502 nt
Organism: Eucalyptus grandis
Lineage: Eukaryota; Viridiplantae; Streptophyta; Magnoliopsida; Myrtales; Myrtaceae
Product: beta-amyrin 28-monooxygenase
Exons: 4
Coding region: 1-1353 (450 amino acids)
Biological process (GO): sterol metabolic process
Molecular function (GO): iron ion binding; monooxygenase activity; oxidoreductase activity, acting on paired donors, with incorporation or reduction of molecular oxygen
Source: RefSeq, a predicted model, not a curated record
AUGCUUCAGCAUUGCAUUGCCGCGGCUUUCAUGUUCUUCUUUGUCCUCUUCCUUUAUUUGAUCGAGAAACUCUUCAAGUUGAGCGCACGCGUGAAUCCUCGUCUCCCUCCAGGAAGCCUAGGAUGGCCACUCAUCGGCGAGACUCAGGAGUUCCUCCGGGCGGGAUGGCUGGGAGAGCCCGAACGGUUCAUCAGGGAGAGGAUGGACAGGCAUGAUGCGAGGGUCUUCAAAACAUCCCUGCUUGGGGAGCCGAUGGCCGUCUUCUGUGGGACAGAGGGGCACAAGUUCUUGUUUGGCAACGAGAACAAAGCCGUCAAGGUCUGGUGGCCGAUCACGGUGCAGAAGCUGUUCCGGUCAAGCCUGGUCAACACGGCAGGUGAGGAUGCCAAGUCCCUGAAGAGGAUGCUCAUGAACUUUUUCCAUCCUGAGGCGCUCAAGAGGUACAUAGAGAGGAUGGACAUUAUCACCCAACACCAUCUUGACACGCACUGGGAAGGAAGAGACGAAGUGCGACUCUAUCCGAUGCUUAAGAUCUACACUAUGGAAUUGGCCUGUCGCAUCUUCACCAGCACCGAUGACCCUACACGAAUUUCAAACCUGGCCGCUUUAUUCGACGUGUUCAUAAAUGGAGUCGUGAAUUUGCCUAUAAGUUUCCCCGGAACGGCAUUCCACCGUUCAACCAGGGCUGCCAAUCGAAUCCGGGAAGAGAUUCGGUCGAUUAUUAUGGAGAGAAAAUUAGCUCUGUGGAAAGAAAAGGCGACGCCUGACCAAGAUCUCUUGUCCUUCUUGCUCACUUCUGCAGAUGCUAACGGACGGUUCUUGAGCGAGAUGGAGAUCAUUGACAACAUACUCCUAAUAUUAUUCGCUGAGCACGAAGAUAUUGCCAAAUCGAAAGAACUGGCGUGGUUGCAGUGGAAGGAUUUGCAGAAGAUGAGGUACUCCAUGAAUGUGGUUGCAGAAGUUAUGAGGCUGAUGCCACCAGUGACCGGCGCGUUCCGAGAGGCCCUGGUCGAUUUCACAUAUGCCGGUUAUACAAUUCCUAAAGGAUGGAAGCUAUAUUGGUCUACCGGCUCCACACAUAAAGAUCCAGUUCUUUACCCGAAUCCUGAAAAGUUUGAUGCAUCGAGAUUUGAAGGAUCAGGGUCGAACCCUUUCUCGUACGUCCCGUUUGGAGGGGGGCCAAGGAUGUGCUUGGGGCAUGAAUUUGCCAGGAUUAAUAUCCUUAUAUUUCUUCACAAUAUGGUGACAAGCUUCAAGUGGAAUUUGGCGAUCCCGGAUGAAGCAAUUGGUUAUGACCCCAUGCUUUCACCACAACAGGGGCUUCCACUCCGUCUUCUGCCACGCAGACUGUGAAACAGAUGCUGAGUCUAUCAUCUUCAACUGCUAAGCUUUAUGUUCUUCAAAUUGAUCGUUUUCCUACUCUCACCGCCAUUAUUGGUCUUCGCUCAGAGCCCUGCUCCUCCUCAUGGUGGUUUAUCCCUUAAAAUUGCCCAACAAGGACG